This is a messenger RNA of Mucor mucedo, 594 nucleotides long. RefSeq lists its product as uncharacterized. The record is from RefSeq and is a predicted model, not a curated record. NCBI's taxonomy places the organism in Eukaryota, Fungi, Mucoromycota, Mucoromycetes, Mucorales, Mucoraceae. The coding region runs from base 1 to 594 and encodes 197 amino acids. The transcript has a single exon.
AUGGUGAUCUUGUGUAUUGAAAAGAACAAUGCUUCGUCUCUGAUCUCGAGCGAGUUGGACAGUUUAAGCUCUUCUAUGGUAUCUGACACGGUGCCAUUACAGCUUCCAUCCACCAAGCGUGUACGGAAUAAUAGAUUCGAAUACAUAGCACGAAAGCAACAAGCAAAAUUCGCAAUUGUUCCAGUGCAUUCAAAUGAUGAGAAGGCGAUUUUUGAAAAUAUGCUCUCAUGCAACUAUGAAUCAUCGACCGAACCUGAUUGGAGCCAUUUUGCUUCGCAUUGGAAUACGUCUGCUGAUGGUGUAAGCAUAUUUUACAAGACACCAAAACAUCUAAAGUCAUAUCACAUUAUUUGCAAAGAAAACAAGUUUAUUGCAAAUUCUAUCCAAAAACAUCGUAACAUCAUGCAAAAAGUCAAAUCUGUUAUAUCUGAAACUAUGCAACCUCAAGUAUUACCUCAAGCAAACCCACUUUUACAACCCUCGAACAAUAUUGUUACAUCACCGAAUAGGCUUCUCGUCCCAACAAGUAACCAAAACUUUUUUCAUAAAUAUCUCACCCAUUGUUCCCGUCUCACAGCAGACAGUUGCUCCUAG